Toxotes jaculatrix (banded archerfish) is the source of this 5539-nucleotide messenger RNA. RefSeq names its product golgin A1 (gene golga1). The record is from RefSeq and is a predicted model, not a curated record. The coding region runs from base 329 to 2845 and encodes 838 amino acids. NCBI's taxonomy places the organism in Eukaryota, Metazoa, Chordata, Actinopteri, Toxotidae. The transcript is spliced from 24 exons. Gene Ontology annotation, cellular component: Golgi apparatus.
CUAGCCGCAGCUAGCUUGUCAGACAGGAUAUCACCAGCGAGUUCAUAUUGAAUGUCACAACUAUAGCUAUUCUCUAAGCGUUUUCAGAGAAAAUGGAGCGUACGGUUAUUGAGCACCCGGAAACGCCACGGACUGAUAUAUUUCAAAGUUAAUAUGAUGUAGCAGAAUGGAAUUACCAGUACAAACGUCUUUUGAGUGGUACUGCAUAAGGACGUGGCUCUGUUUCAGCCGUCAGCACAAGGAACCAUAAACUCCAUGCAUCACGGGAACUCACUAACUCUCCAGAAACUGCAAAUUGCACUCAAAAAAAGAUACUGAAAGGGCAGACAUGUUUGCCAAGUUGAAGAAGAAGAUUGCUGAGGAGGCGGCCACAGCACCUCGGAGUGGUGUCCGUAUACCCCGCACCAUCAGUAAGGAAUCCAUCACCUCAAUGGGGGCAGACUCAGGGGAUGACUUUGCAUCUGAUGGCAGCAGCUCCAGGGACGACCUGCCCGCCCAGCUCCUCAGACGGAACGAUCAGAUCCGGAAGCUGGAGGCCAAGUUAUCAGACUAUGCUGAGCAGCUACGAAUUAUGCAGAAGACCAAGGACAAGCUUGAAAUUGCAUUAGAAAAGCAUCAGGAUUCUUCCAUAAAGAAACUUCAAGAGCAGAAUGAGUCUCACCAGGCCAGCAGAGCCAAAAUGGCAGAGGGGAUGGCUUUAGCACUAGAAAAGAAGGAUCAGGAAUGGAUGGAGAAGAUGACCGGUGUGGAAAAGGAGAAGGCUGCCCUGUCAGCCCGACUAGACGAGAUGAUGGAGCAAAGCUUAGCGCUCUUCCAGAAAAGAGAUGACCUGGAUGAACUGGAGGGCUUUCAGCAGCAGGAGCUCGCUAAAGUUAAACACAUGUUGCUGAGGAAGGAGGAGCAGCUGAGUCAGGAGGAGAGAGCGCUCCAGCAGAAAGAGGCUGAGGUUCAGUCAGCAAAGCGAGGGCUGUCGGAGGCCCGGGGGAAACUCCAGGUUCUGGAGCAGCAGCAUGAGGAGAGCUGCAGGCUCAACACUGAGCUUGAAAUAGAGCGAGAGGAGCUGCUGCUGCUUAGAAAGGAGGCAGACAAGAAGAUCAGUGAGCUGGAGGGACGAUGCCAGGAGCUGCAGUCAGUCAUCCAGCAGGUCUCUGAAGACUUCCAGAAGUCACAGAGUAUGGUGUCAUCUUUAGAGGAGUCCCUCCAUGAUCUACAGACUGAACACGAUGCCCUGAAGCUGCAGCAACAAAAGGCUGCUGUGACAGAGGAGGACAAGGAGCGCUUGUUGGUGGACCUUCAGAAGAAAGCCACCUCUCUAGAGAGACGACUGCAGGGGAACCUGAGCCAGGAUGAGCAUCUACAGGAGCUUCUCCAGGAGAAGUCCAGCCUGGAGCAAAGUCUGGAGGAGACCAGAGCAGAGCUGCUGGCUGUUCGGACAAACCAUGCUGAUAUUGUCAGCUCUCUGGAGGCUCAGGUUUCCAGAAUGAGCUGCAGCAUUACUGAGCUGCAGACCCUUCUCCGACACAAAGACGACUCAUCCAGGGCCUACAGAGAGAGAACAGACGCACAAGUUGCUGACCUGGAGCAGCAAGUCCUAGAGAGUAGUGAGGGACUGAAGAGUGCAGAGCAGCAGAUCACAGAGAAGCAGCAGCACAUGGAUAAACUGCAAGGAGUGUGGAAUGCAGAGAAAGCCUUUCUGGAUCAGCAGGUUAGUUUGUUACAGCAGCAGAGCCAGGAGAGGGCCAGCCGACUGGAAGAAAGCAUGAGCUCUUUAGAGACAGAUAAACAGACGCUGCAGGACAGGCUGGCUGAUCUGGAGAAGCAGAGAGAUGACAUGAACUCCACGCUGAGGCAGCAGACAGAAGAAAUGGAGCAGUGCAGGAUGGAGCUGAACAGCCGGCAGACACUGAGCACAGAAAUCGCCAAAGCUCUGGAAGAAACCAGGCGACAGAAGGAGGAGCUGCAAACACAGGUUGGAGAGCUGACCUCGUCUCUUCAGGCCUCACAGCAGGAAGUGUUGACUGUCACUGAGAAGUUAGCACUAAGAGAGGAAGACAUCAGAACUCUUCAGAAUGAGGUGCAGAGUCGGCAGGCUUCAGUGGUCCAGCUGCAGGACGAGGUUGAGCGGCUGCGAGCCCAGCUGGACCAGAUGGAGCAGGAUAGGGACUCCCAGCUGACGAGCCUGAGGAAGGAGCUGCUCAGCCAGACAGAGCAGCUGGACAGCUGCCAGGCGCGGAUCCUGUACCUGGAGGUGGAGGUGGAAACCCUGACAGAACAGCUUCAGAGCCCUGCUGUGUGUGAGGAGGAUCAGAACGGCAGCGUGACGGUGGAUGAUCUGGAUCACAUUCAGAAAGUCAACAGAGAGCUGGAGCAGCAGCUCAGCGACAAGAACAGGACCAUCAAGCAGCUACAGCAGAGACUGGCAGAGCUGAAGAGGACGCUGCAGAAAGAACUGAAGCUAAAGCCUGAGCCAGAAGCUGAAGGGAAGGAGAAGCUGCCAGAAAGCCGAGCAGAAAAACAAGAGAGGGUUUGUCCUGAGCCUCCUCCAGCUUCUGUCCCAAGCCCCCCAAACUCCAACACCACCGUGACCAACACAUCGGACCUCAACGACUCUCGGGAAAUAAACUUUGAGUAUCUCAAACACGUCGUCCUCAAGUUUAUGUCGUCCAGAGACGCUGAGGCAUAUCAGCUAAUACGAGCUGUAUCUGUGCUGCUGAACUUCACCCGUGAGGAAGAGGACAUGUUGAAGCAGACUCUGGAGUACAAGAUGUCCUGGUUUGGAUCCAAGCCUUCUCCGAAAGGUAUCAUCCGGCCUUCGAUCUCAGGCGCUUCAACUCACUGGAGUUGAUGAGCAGCAGAAAGAACCGAAGCAAAGGAGAGAAAGGAACUAAAGGACCACCUCCAGGAGGAAAAGGUCCUUCCUGUGUGGCUACCAUCACUGAGCAGGAUUCUAGCUUUAAAACUUUAAAACAGCCUUGCACAGUUUUCUCUGAGACUGUGUGGGAGGGACUGUUGUUUUCUGCUCUGUGGGGACAGAGAAGGGCUUCACAGUUUAAGGGAUAAAGACCUAUUCAUAAUCAGCUGUUGAUUUUAAAAUGACAUGAUUUUCUUGUCGGUGGUUGAGGCAGACAGGCUUUUUUGACCAAAUGUUAGAGAGAGUAAACUGACAAACACAUCAUUCACACUUGAGUUUAAAGUGUCUUCAGUCUCAUUUCUUCUCCCCAGAUCUGAUGUUUACUACUCAGCAAAAAAAAAAAGCAAAAUGUGAAUUAACAUGCAAGCGAAUGAGUCCCAGCAUCAGAAAGAAAUAACCGCCUCAUUUCUACGUGGAGUCAAAUUUUAUUUUUUGUUGUUGGAACAAAGCACAGCCUGACUUGAUGUGUUUUAACUGGACAGACAGUACAGCCUCUGGUUGCUGAAGGACCUUUGAGUCUGUCACUUGUUUAUGAAUCACAGAGGGCCUUAAUGAAACAGUUUAAUUUGAAUUCUGAUGCCAAUUGGGCUUCAGUAUCAGUGUAUUUAAUCAGUGUAUCAGUGUAUUUAAUGUCAAAGGACCCAAAUCGUCUAAAUAGUCAUAGUGUCAAAGUUCCUUUAACAAUCAAGCAAAUCCAGGCUGGGAUUAUUGUCCAGAAGCACCAUCAAAACCCAGAGAAAUUACAAUGCUGACAUUUCACCACGUCUGACUGUUGGUUUAUGAUCAGUCGUGAUUAACGGAGUUGAAUUUCAAAUCAUCAAUCAUAUCCUCAACAGUGAAAUGCAGCCGCUCUCAUUUUCCUUUAUAAAAAAUAUUUCCAUCUUUUUGCUUCCCACUGUAUCAUUGAGUCCAGCUCAGACUAUCUUGAUAGUCUGAGCCGGAGCCUGACUGAUCUACAUUUUUAGGCCAAACAUUGAUACUGACAUUUUAGAGUUUAAAAAAAAAAAACAAAAAACCUGAUGAUAUUCUCUUUUUAUUUAUUCUUUUACCAUAACAAAGAAACUUGACUAACAAAGAAUUGAGUUUGUGUGUGUGUUGAACAAGACAUUUUACAGUUGGAAUAUGAAGUUGUCAGUUCCACUUUGUUAGACAAACUGUGAAAUGCAACACUUCACAAAUUACCUUUCAUGUUUGUUCAUUUCUCUACUGCAGUCUCCUCUCACAUUUCAGCUGAUGUAUGUGCUGAUAUAUCUGCUAAGCCAGAAUUGACCAGGUUCUUUAACCAGGCUCUCUCUCUCUUUUUUUUUUUUUUUUUUUUUAAAUAACUGAAAAUUUAUGACUAAUGGGUAUCAAAACUGCUAGGCCCCUGGACUGUUAUUACUAUGACUUGAGCCUCCCGGCAGACUUUUGUCUCAGAUCCCUCCUCUGUCACACGUGUUCUAACCAUGGCUAUGUAAUCUAACCAUGGCUCAAGCCUAAACCACCUAUAAGCUAAAACGUUUGACGGGGAGAGCUCGUUGAGGAAUCAUGCACACGGUAGUUUCGGAGGUACUGCCUGCGAGGUUCAGUUCAGGGUAAACAAAAAAACAAAAGUCUCUCCUCUUUACUGAUACUGGAGAAGAAGCUGUGCCACAGCUGAUACAGUCUGUUCAUUCAGACUGUUUUAGGUCCUUUAACACCAAGAUUAAUGAUGUGGACUAUAUUUGAACAAUAAUGAUGAUGUGAUUAAAAUAAGUGAACGCUAUGUAAAUGAUGACUGGAGGACAUGCUCUACCUUUACCUGCCUUUGCUAAUGUAAAUGAAAAUACAUUCCACAUGUCUAUUUAUAUAUAUAGAGAGAAAUCUGUACAUACAGUAUGCAUUGAGAACUUUAUAAAUCAGUGGAUGUAAAUGGUUUGAUGUGACCAGUUUGCAGUAUUUAUCAUAAUAGACCGUAUCCCAUACAUGUUCCUCCCACAGCUUGUCACUCAGUCCCACUGCUCAUCACUGUCCUCACUCCUCAGUGGGAUGUCGGUCACAACAGGAUGAUAUUUAUUUUUACAUCAGUGGGAAGCCCAGGGAAUCUGCAUGCCUGCUGUUAAACUGAAUCUUUUGAAUCCCUAAAACAGCCUGGUCAGUCUUUUUACAAUUCCCUUCAUUUUCAAAGGCCAGAAUAUUCUGAAUUUGUAUUCAUUCCAGUAAUAUACAUAUAAUGUGAAGCAGAGACACAUCAGGGUGUUGUCUGUGGAAAAUUACCAGUCACAGAAAACUGUCGCUGAUACUUUUAUUCAUUUGAAGAUGUAUCAGUUGGAAUCAUUCUUUUUUUAUGCUAAGAUGCAGGUGCACAUCUGUGAAUGCAGAACUGUCAUCACCCUGUUAGCUUACCAACGAGAGGUAGCCGACUUGUGUAGUCACCAUAGGUUGUCACCCAGACACUGCUGGGUAAAUAUACUGUCUCCAUGAGAAUCAAAAGAAACUAUGAAUGCACUUUUUAACCUGAUUGAUUCUGCUGUGCUAAACCCUGAAACACAACUGUACAAUCACUACAGCUUUUUUUUUUUUGUCUUUUGCUUUUUAUGAUUUGACAAUUGCUGCCAGGUUCCUUUUUCCCACAUUUAUUAAUAAUAAAUCCGAAAUGAUAAAAAAUCA